Messenger RNA from Nicotiana attenuata, 2094 nucleotides. Its product is annotated as cysteine protease XCP2-like. Gene Ontology annotation, molecular function: cysteine-type endopeptidase activity. Lineage: Eukaryota; Viridiplantae; Streptophyta; Magnoliopsida; Solanales; Solanaceae. The transcript is spliced from 5 exons. Bases 161 to 1756 code for a protein of 531 amino acids. The record is from RefSeq and is a predicted model, not a curated record. Gene Ontology annotation, cellular component: lysosome.
AAAAAAUCUAUAUUAAUUUAUCAUUCUGAACAAGAUUCAACUGCUUCACAGUUGUCAUGUGUGUGUUGACUGAUUAUGAGCCUUAAAAGUCACCUUCUCCAAACUAUAUGAAUAGAAAUAGAAAUGCUUCACAAUCAUUUAUUGGUUGAUAUUACUGAAAAUGGGAAAUACACAAGGAACCUAUCAUUUCCUUUUUCUUUUCCUGAUCUUAGCUGCUUUAUCAUCUCAAGUUUAUUGUGUUUCUAGUGAUUUUCCAAUAUUAGACAGACCAAAUGAGUUACUUUCAGAAGAAAGAAUUUUCCAACUUUUCCAAGAAUGGAAACAGAAGCAUGAGAAACUUUACAAGAAUGAGAAAGAGGAAGAAAUGAGACUGGAGAAGUUCAGAAGGAAUGUGAAGUAUAUAGUAGAAAAGAACUCAAAGAGGAAGUUAGAUUCAGACCAUUUGGUUGGUUUGACCAACUUUGCUGAUAUGAGCAAUGAAGAGUUCAGGCAAGUUCAUACUUCAAAGAUUAAGAUACCAUUUGACAAGAGAAAGACUAUUCAGAUGAAGAAUGUGGAAAAAAAACCAACUCCAGUUUAUUGUGAUGCUCCUCCUUCAAGGGAUUGGAGGAAAUAUGGGGCUGUCACUGAGGUCAAGGACCAACACCUCUGCGGAGCUUGCUGGGCAUUUUCAGCAUGUGGAGCGAUGGAGGGAAUAAAUGCAAUAGUUACUGGUGAACUUAUUAGCCUUUCUGUCCAACAACUUAUUGAUUGUGAUAAUUCAACCAAUUUGGGCUGUUACGGUGGAUAUAUGGACCCUGCUUUUGAAUGGGUGAUGAACAAUGGUGGCAUUGAUUCAGAUUCUGAUUAUCCAUACACUGUCUCUCAAGGCGCAUGCAAUAUAACCAAGGUGAACCAAAAGGCUGUAACAAUUGAUGGAUACCGAGAUGUUCCACAGGAGGAAAGUGCCCUUCUUUGUGCUGUUGCUCAACAGCCUGUUAGUGUGGGCAUAGAUGGAUCGAGUGCUGAUUUUCAAUUAUACAGAGGGGGAAUCUACGAUGGAAGUUGCUCUAGUAAUCCAGAUGACUUAAGCCAUGGAGUACUAAUAGUAGGAUAUGGUUCUGAAGGAGAUGAUGAGUAUUGGAUAAUCAAGAACUCGUGGGGUACAUCAUGGGGAAUGGAGGGGUAUGGAUAUAUAAAAAGAAACACUGAUUUGCCUUAUGGUGUUUGUGCCAUUAAUUCAUUGGCUUCUUAUCCAACGAAGGAACUGGCUUCUGCACCAUCUCCUUAUCCGUCUCCAGCCGUUCCACCACCUCCCUCUCCACCCCCUCCACCACCUCCUUCUCCACCACCUCCACCGCCUCCCUCUCUACCCCCUCCACCACCUCCUUCUCCACCGCCUCCCUCUCCACCCCCUCCACCCCCUCCACCGCCUUCUCCGAAACCAAGUGAAUGUGGAAACUUGUAUUAUUGUCCAGAAGAUCAAACAUGCUGCUGUGAGUUGGAGUUCUUUGGAAUUUGCUUCAUUCAAAGCUGCUGUCCUCAUAAAAAUGGUGUUUGUUGUGAUGGAUCAGAAUACUGCUGCCCAACUGAAUAUCCCAUUUGUGAUGUUUAUGAAGGCCUCUGCCUCAAGAGGGUUCAAGACACUCUGGGAGUGGCAGCAAAGAAUAGAAGAAUGGCCAAAUACAAGUUACCAUGGAGUACAAGCACUAAAGAAACAGAGGAUAUGGACCAAACUCUGAAAUGGAAGAGGAAUCAUGUUGCCCCAAUGCUCUGAAAUAAACAAUUCUUAUCAUCCCACUUAACAUUCUCAAGAAUAAAAUUUGAUUCCUUAAUAUAUCUUGCUGAAGCAAAGUGAAUUUCUUGAAAUUAAAGAGCUGGAAAAAGAGUUAUGUAGUGGAUCCGGAUACUUGUUAGAAAUUACUACAUAAGAAUUCUUCUUCUUCUUCUUCAUCUUAUGUAGUAAUUAAACGACUAUGGCUUUCGAGUGUUAUGUUGUGUACAUUCUUGAAAAAGUUGUUGAUUUAUAAUACUUCAUAUGUAGUAAUUUCUUUGGCUGUGACAACUGACAACUAAGAGUGUAUAAUCAUGGGAGUAUAACUUUUUUUUCAAUUA